This is a messenger RNA of Amaranthus tricolor (Joseph's coat), 2093 nucleotides long. Its product is annotated as DNA topoisomerase 6 subunit A. Gene Ontology annotation, cellular component: nuclear chromosome. Gene Ontology annotation, molecular function: ATP binding; DNA topoisomerase type II (double strand cut, ATP-hydrolyzing) activity; DNA binding. The record is from RefSeq and is a predicted model, not a curated record. NCBI's taxonomy places the organism in Eukaryota, Viridiplantae, Streptophyta, Magnoliopsida, Caryophyllales, Amaranthaceae. The coding region runs from base 144 to 1481 and encodes 445 amino acids. Gene Ontology annotation, biological process: reciprocal meiotic recombination; DNA topological change; meiotic DNA double-strand break processing. The transcript has a single exon.
CAACAAUGAUGUUAAGAGAAGGAUUGGGGCAAAAGAAGUGUAAAAAACAUUCUUAAAAUUCCACAAAUUGCAAUCAAAAUCACUUAAUCCUAUCUUCCCGCCACUCCAUUUAUCUCCUCAACCCUUAAGCUCGAAGAACAUCCAUGGCGGACAACAAAAAACGCCGCCGUACUCAAGAUUACAACUCCUCAGAUUCCGACAAUGAAGAAUCACCCACAAACAUAACCACAACCAAAACCCCCCAUUUAUCCCAAAAAUCUGCACCAUUCCUCAAACGCCUUAAACCAGAUUCCACCAUUCUCGAUUCCCUCAAACAAUUAGCAGACUCCAUUAAAAACCCAUCUUCAUCUUCAUCCAAAAAACCCACCACACUCGCGGACGUAUCCGCUUCUCUCUCUUCCUCUUGUCGUGAAGUUACCGACCUAUCUCUUUCCUCCGUCCAAUCUGAAAUCGAAACCCUAGUUUUCUCUAUCACUAAAUCAAUCCUCUCCGGUAAUGGAUUCUCCUUCAAUGUCCCUUCUCGUGCUUCUUCAAACCAUUUAUACAUCCCUGAACUUGAUCGAAUCGUUCUCAAGGAUAAAUCAUCUUCCCGCCCGUUUGCGGCCGUCGGAUCUGUCCGUAAAGCUACUGUUACCACCCGUAUCUUAUCCCUAAUCCACCAGCUCUGUAUUCGAAGCAUCCAUGUCACCAAGCGUGACUUAUUUUACACCGAUGUCAAGCUUUUUCAAGAUCAAUCCCAAAGCGACGCCGUUUUGGACGAUGUUUCUUGUAUAUUGGGUUGUACUAGGUCUAGUCUAAAUGUGGUUGCUUCGGAAAAAGGGGUUGUUGUUGGUAGACUUAUAUUCAGCGAUAAUGGUGAUAUGAUCGAUUGUACUAAAAUGGGUGUUGGUGGGAAAGCAAUUCCUCCCAAUAUUGAUCGUGUUGGCGACAUGAAAAGCGACGCCUUGUUCGUGCUUCUCGUCGAGAAAGAUGCUGCUUUCAUGCGAUUGGCCGAGGAUCGAUUCUACAAUCGAUUCCCAUGUAUAAUAAUCACUGCAAAAGGUCAGCCUGAUGUUGCUACUAGAUUGUUCUUGAGGAAAUUGAAACUUGAAUUGAAUUUACCUGUAUUAGCAUUAGUUGAUAGUGAUCCAUAUGGGUUGAAAAUUUUAUCAGUUUAUGGUUGUGGGUCUAAGAAUAUGUCUUAUGAUAGUGCAAAUUUGACUACUCCUGAUAUCAAAUGGUUGGGAAUUAGGCCAAGUGAUUUGGAUAAGUAUAAGAUACCUGAUCAAUGUAGGUUGCCAAUGACUGAACAGGAUAUUAAGACUGGUAAGGAUUUGCUUGAAGAGGAUUUUGUGAAGAAGAAUCCUGGUUGGGUUAGAGAGUUGGAGUUGAUGGUUAAGACUAAACAAAAGGCUGAAAUUCAAGCUCUUAGUUCAUUUGGGUUUCAGUAUUUGUCUGAGGUUUAUCUGCCCCUUAAGUUGCAGCAAAGAGAUUGGCUUUGAUCAGUUUCGUGAUGAGUCUGAGUGUAGUGUUAGAGGUUGAUGGCUCGAGAAUCAUGGGUUCACGCUAGCAGUUGAAGGUUCACUCGUAUAGUUUUGCGAUAAAGAUUUGAUUCUGAUCACCUAUAAAACAUAUGAAUUUGAGUAUAGUUUUAAAGGUUGAUGGGUCUAGAAUCAUGGGUUGGGGCAAUCGGUUGAAGGUUUUCCCGUACAGUUUGCAACAAAGAUUUGAUUCUCAUCACCUACAAAACAUGAAUUUGAGUGUAGUUUUAAAGGUUGAUGGUACUAGAAUCAUGGGUUGAGACUAGCGGUUGAAUGCUCUCCCGUACAGUUUGCGACAAAGAUUUGAUUCUCAUUACCUACAAAACGGAUUAAUUUUCGCUUCCUCUUACCAGUAGGCGAUUCUCUAUCCUUACCCGAUAAAGAAGAUCGAUGUGUUGCUUUCAAACAUUUUAUGUUAGUUUAUUGUUUUCAGUGGAGUUUAUGUUGACUGACUGUUUCUGAUGUAUCUUGGCAAUUGUAAUGAAAUGUAUCUUUGUAACUGAAAUUUGGAUGUUGAAUGUUGAAUGUUGAAUUUUCAUUGCUUAAUGGGAAAUUAGGAAUAAGAUUUUAGUA